AUGGAUGGAGAAAUGCCCCAGCAAGCUCGUCUGUCGAGGUUCUCGAACUUUCAAUAUAUCACGAGAGGUCACCCCUCAUCGAAUACAUGCCCCCGUGAUGAUUGCCAAGAUACAAAUGGGAUAGCGUCUUUGCCAGGACCUAUGGCGGUCAGAGAUCUCGAAGCCACUUCGCAAACUGGACCGAUGGAUGCAUACAACAUUAUCAAGCCUAAGCAGGCUUUAUAUACGACGUCAAUUGGGCUAUCACGAAGACAUACACUUUCAUCUCCAGAAAGAUUCAAUCCGGUCACUAAGCGGAAAAGAACGUACAUCCAGUCCUGCUAUCCUGAUUUAGAAUCCAGACAUCCCUUCUCUCGCAUAAAAAUAACAAAAAAUUCUCUGCAUCUUACCAAGAUGCACACGCCUAGCCAAAGAGUCAACCUUCUGGACUUACCUUCAGAGCUACUGGCAAACAUUGUCGUCUUUGUUAUCGAAUCGCCCCCAUCCGGAGAACAGAAUUUCUUAUCAAAAACUGCUUUUGCACAAGCGCCACCGGCUCGUCGAUGGACUCUUGACACGACACCUCACCGUGAAGAUAGUAUCUUUGACAUUAUUGCUAUUUUAAACAUGGAUAAUCGGGACAACCGCUAUGAGACACCUCAAAAUAGAGAGGAAGCCUUCUACCCUAGUAGGAUGCUCAAUUCGCUAGCAAGUACUUGCCAGAAACUGAGAAAGCUUGUUAGGUUGAAGGAGUGGGAUGCACGAUUUUGGCGGCCAGCUGCAAGGCUCUAUUACCAUUUGACCUACUACCCCAAAGUUUUACCCGAUAGCCUGGAUCUCAUCCAGGGUUUCCUGCCUAUAAACCAAACAUCAUGGAGAAACUUUUUGACUUGUACCGUUCAUUACAUCGAUACUAGACGAAGGGGGGUGGAGAGCUUUGGAACAAAGGCUGGUUGCAACCCUGUUAUUACAUGGAGAGAUUACCAGGCUGAGGUGAGCAGAAGCCAUGAGUCUUCGUACCAACACCGGAGUCUCAUUAUGCUAUGUCGGCAACCUGGACCUGAUCUUUUUGACAUUUCGUGGGAUGCUGCUACCGGGCGAUACACGCUCGCAAUGGGCCUAAACGGGGGCAAAUCAUACGCCUCAGUUGACGGGAGGGGUUUCUUUACUCGAGGCGAGACCCUCAGACCAGACCUCAUUCGGAGCCGUCGGGGCUUAUUUCCAGCAGAUAUUCUCGAAGUUAAAAACGACCGAUUCGGUAUUGUCAAAAUCGGAGCAAGGGGCUUGAGUUCUGUGGCCAGUUCCCCACGCCCCCAGAGUAAUCGCCUCGAUCGAACCUUUCAGGAUGUGCUACGUUGGGAUCUGUCGUGCGUACCUGAGGUACUUGGGGACGAAAAGGCAAGAAUAGCAAGGUGUGCUUCGUGGGGUGGGUAUCUUUGUUUUACUCUGUUUAAGCAGAACUUUGCGGACCCAACAGCGCCUUUUCUUGAUCCGGAAGAAGAUAGCAUGGUCUACUGUAUCAAAGCAAUAUCUACCACGGGUUCAAUUAACCACAAUCCCUAUGUAGACAAUUAUCGCAGUGAGCUCCUUUGGUCUCAUGAUUUCAGAACGCCCGCCCAAACAACAGAGGAUGGGAGGACGCUCGAACCCGCCGUCUGCCAAAUUGCCCUCUCAAAAUCAUAUGCAGCAAUACUCCUACGUUGGAACAGCGCCUCUGUUUUCAAGCGUAUUGUUAAUGAUAAACGACAACUAUAUAUCAUCGACCUUCAAACGCAAAAUGUAGUUCGUUGUUUCAACCUCCCGGCGUUCAGAUGGGACUUUCGGCACACCGAUAUGGGGGACGAGUACAAGCAGAUCCGACUCGAGAAACUAGGCGCAUUGUAUGACGACACGAAGGCGGUUCAUCGAGCAACCCGGGUCCAUGAUGAUAAACUUACCCUACUGGAAUAUGAUUCUCCCGGAAGCCCGGAGCGUCCGCUAGCCAAAAUUAUAACUGGAAGCCACGACUAUUGCAAUUGGGUAUGGGACCUCAGUCAAGAGUCUGAUAACGAGCCGUCCAUAGUCCUGGAUGAUUUUUAUUGGGAUACGGACACCAACGGGCAGUCUGGGCAACAGCAUGCCCCGAAGGGAAACAAAUGGAGCAAGUUCAAAGAAAGAGCUGGAUGGUGGUGUUCUACCCCAAAUCAGGUGCUAGACUUUUGGCAUGACUUUUCUGUCACACCAGACGGCAGAUUUUUUGCCGCCAUACGAGCCGGUCGGACCUUUAUAUGGGAUUUGAAUGAGAAAAGGCCUACGAUCAGAGGUUAUACAUCCGAGCCCAGAGACGAAGAUAUAGCCUCAACCUCAUGUGAAACGGUCAAGUCACUUGAGCGUUAUCUCGGUCGUCCGACUGAAGCAUGCGACCAUCGUCACGGGCAUGCAUUCCUACGUUGGUUCGAAUUCAGGAACAGGGUCCCCGAGCAAGGGCUAUGGAUGGUAUUUGAUGAUUGGUCGGUUGUAUACCUUGACCGGAACGAUAUUCUUGAGGCAUGCGGUCUAGCACAACGGGAGUGGCUAUUUUCAGAAGACGACUUUGAGUCAAUUAAUUCGAGUCUGCACAUGGCGGGGUUAAUCACCAUAGAUGACGGGGAGGAGGACGAAGAUACAGAAAGAUAA
Messenger RNA from Orbilia oligospora ATCC 24927, 2634 nucleotides. RefSeq lists its product as uncharacterized. Gene Ontology annotation, molecular function: protein binding. The coding region runs from base 1 to 2634 and encodes 877 amino acids. NCBI's taxonomy places the organism in Eukaryota, Fungi, Ascomycota, Orbiliomycetes, Orbiliales, Orbiliaceae. The record is from RefSeq and is a predicted model, not a curated record. The transcript has a single exon.